Messenger RNA from Oikopleura dioica, 294 nucleotides. Lineage: Eukaryota; Metazoa; Chordata; Appendicularia; Copelata; Oikopleuridae. The record is from the annotation of a GenBank genome assembly.
AUGUACAAUCUUGCUACUAACGCAGAUGUUGCCGAGCCGUACUAUUUCAACCGAAGUCAUAGAGUAUAUGACGAAGAAACAGGUGGAUUGCCCCUACCCAGAACAAGAAAAACGAACAAUAACGUGGCGACAGAACCACGCUGCUGUAGUUUCUGGAGCUUCUUUCGUGGGACCAUCAUUUGGUCAUUAAUCGUGCUCCUUCUCUUCAUGAUGAUUUGUGUCUAUGAUCACAUGUUUGCAAAGCCACGAUUCGAAGAUGCUCUAUGGCUUCUCGAGAAAGCAAAACGAACAUAG